Molecule: messenger RNA, 1838 nt
Organism: Plodia interpunctella (Indianmeal moth)
Lineage: Eukaryota; Metazoa; Arthropoda; Insecta; Lepidoptera; Pyralidae
Product: putative nuclease HARBI1
Exons: 5
Coding region: 755-1576 (273 amino acids)
Source: RefSeq, a predicted model, not a curated record
UACCCCGAGCACGAAAAAUUAUCGUUCUGGUUAUGGUAAUCGUAAUCGUAUUAUUUUCUAUGAAAACCAGAGCAGCGCCGCUACGGUCGUUUGAGGAACUAAAACUUUAUAGCACGAACUUAGUACUCUUGUAAUCGUUAUCGUAAUCGUAUAGUAAACGAUAGUUAAAGUAUGGAAAUCAUAGCACGAACACACUUUUGACAGAUCGUAUCGUUUUUUUCGACAGCUAACUAUCGUAUCGUGUCUCACCGAGCAUUUUACAGUGAGAGAACUCUCGUUUUGGUUGUGUUUCGUGAUAUAAAAUAUUUUUUAAAAUAAUAAUGGGUGAUUCAGUGCUUUAAAAAAUGUCUAUGUUAUCAAGGAACCGUCCAUUACGUAGUUAUUACUACUUAUGGCGUUUAUUUAAUAGCAUUCAAGAAGAAGAAGACGAAAUCAGAAGGUAACUAUAAAAUUGUAUAAAAAAUAUUUUUGGAUAUUUAUUAUUUUUUAAAGAAAAUAAAAUAUUUUUGCUUUUUAUUUUUUACGCAGAGAAAUAAAAAUUAGAAGUUAUUUGAGGUGAAAUUUCAAGCCCCUAGACUUACACGAAAGGGAGUUUAUAAAGAGGUAUCGUCUCUCUAAAGCUGCAUUCCAUUAUAUAUGUAUUGAGCUUAAAAAUAAAACCUCCUUAAGAUCCAGCAUAAGAGUCGAUUUAGAACAUAAGGUAUUAUGCGCUCUAUCUUUUUAUGCAACUGGUUCGUAUCAGCGAAUUGUUGGUAUGGGCAAAUAUUUAGGGCAGACCACAGUCAGUAAAUAUAUAACAGAGGUUACUAAUGCCCUAAAUAACAGAAAUAUAUUAAGCAAGUUCAUAAAAUUUCCUACCAAUAGAGCUGAAAGAGAUAUCAUCAGGCAAAAGUUUUAUACACAAUAUGGAUUUCCCGGCGUUCUUGGGUGCAUAGAUGGAUCACAUUUCCAUAUAUUUUCACCACCAAAGGAUGUGGAACAUCUUUUCUUUUGUCGAAAACAUUAUUAUUCCUUAAAUGUGCAAAUGGUAUGUGACAGCGAUGGGCGAAUUUUAAAUAUUAAUUCGCGUUAUGGUGGAGCUACACACGAUGCAUUCAUUUGGGAGAAUAGUGCCGUGAAUGAAUUUAUGCAAAGACUUGACCAAAGUAAUGAACAUACAUGGCUUCUAGGUGAUUCUGGAUAUCCGCAAAGACCUUGGCUGAUGACACCUAUUACCGACGCAGCUGAAAAUAGUCCUGAAGCUAAAUAUACCUCCGUUCAUGGUCGAACAAGGGUGGUUAUUGAAAACACCUUUGGACGAUUGAAAAAUCGCUGGAGAUGUCUCAGCAAGGAUCGGACUUUGCAUUAUAAGCCUGAGAAAUGUGCAAGAAUUAUAACUGCAUGUAGUGUUUUACACAACUUGGCCCUUCAAUUUAAUGUUCCUGAUCCUGAGUCUGAUUCUGAACAAGUUUCAGAGAUCGAGGACGUUUUAAGACCUGUGGCACCAGAGGAAAGGGCAGACACUGGAAGGGAUUUACUGAUUAGGGGCAGAGCAAUACGAACUCAGUUGGUACGAAGAAUCAAUAGUUUACAUUAAUAAGGAUAUAGAUUGUCAAAUUACAAGGAUUGAUUAUGUUAGUUAUUAGAUAAAUGAUAAGAAGAAUAUACAUCAAUAAUUUUAAUAGUUAAAAAAAAAACUUAACAUUUUGGUUGUUUUACUUAUCACUUACCUCUAUAAUAUAAUACUAACUAACCUUAUAUAAAACUAGUCAUUCAUCAUGCUUUUUUCCUUCCAAACAUUUAUAUAAUACACUCAAAGCUUCUUUCAUAAAUUCCAGCCAUUUAGCUUGCAAUUCUAG